AUGAAUUUAUCAGCAUCUGAAGAAUGUGAAAAGGGUACUGAAAUACGUUAUCCAUUCGAAUCUGCAUGUCAUGUUGAUAUUUUGGGUUCUUCUAAUGGUUUGCUGUGCAUUCUUGUUGGUGAUCAAUAUUUUGAUGAGAAUAUCAUUUGUAUUUGGAAUCCAACAACUAAAGAAUAUAAGAGAGUACCCAAAUCGCCAAAUAAUCAGUUUCCAUGUGAUUUAAUAAUCGAUAAACAUAGAGUUACAUAUGGGUUUUGUUAUGAUUGUAAGAUUGGUGAUUUUAAGUUGAUUAAAGCCGUGGGUUUUGUUGGAGUCACUAGUAGAUGUGGGGUUCAGCUUUAUAAUCUUGGAUCAAACUCAUGGAAUAACACUUAUCAAUUCAUACCUUACUGUUUUCAGUGGUAUAUUAGACGUUCGAGCAUUACCGUUCAUGGAUCUCUUCACUGGUUAGCCAGGCCAGGAGUUGAAAAUAUGCAAAUGCAAAGAAUCCCUGAUGUUAUUGUUUCUUUUGGUAUUUGUGAAGACAGAUUUCAAGACUUGGCAUUGCCAGCAGCCGUGGAAAAUGAGGGUGUAGUAAAAAAACAGCUACUUGGAGCACUAGAUGGGUGUCUUUGUUUAUUUCUCCAACAACCUGGUCGUCGUGUUGAUAUGUGGGUAAUGCGGGAAUAUGGUGUAAAAGAAUCUUGGUCUAUACUUUACACUACUAAUAAUCAGUUGCUUGUACACUAUCCUUUUCGCAUCAAUUCUCUGGUACACUCAUUUGAGAAUGGUGAAAUUCUCUUGGCAAAUUAUGAUCAUAGUUUCAUCUUAUAUAAUCCGAGACAUGAUAAAGCUAAAAAAGUGACGAUUCCUGGUAUUUAUGGAUCGUGCAUAGCAGAGAGUUACGUAACGAGCUUAUUUUCACUCAACUCACGUACUUAUGUUGGGCAAGAUGACCGAAUUCAGGACUUAGCAUAA
Molecule: messenger RNA, 957 nt
Organism: Papaver somniferum (opium poppy)
Lineage: Eukaryota; Viridiplantae; Streptophyta; Magnoliopsida; Ranunculales; Papaveraceae
Product: F-box protein CPR1-like
Exons: 1
Coding region: 1-957 (318 amino acids)
Source: RefSeq, a predicted model, not a curated record